This is a messenger RNA of Papaver somniferum (opium poppy), 2985 nucleotides long. RefSeq names its product ATP-dependent zinc metalloprotease FTSH 7, chloroplastic-like. Gene Ontology annotation, biological process: proteolysis. Gene Ontology annotation, molecular function: zinc ion binding; ATP-dependent peptidase activity; ATP binding. The record is from RefSeq and is a predicted model, not a curated record. The transcript is spliced from 13 exons. The coding region runs from base 170 to 2626 and encodes 818 amino acids. Lineage: Eukaryota; Viridiplantae; Streptophyta; Magnoliopsida; Ranunculales; Papaveraceae. Gene Ontology annotation, cellular component: chloroplast thylakoid; membrane.
GCACGCGAAACCAGUCUGACCGAAAAAUCUGUAUGCAUGUUAUUCAGUCUACGACACCCAAAAUCGAUCCUCUUAUCUCUCUUUCUUUCUCACUUUUUCUCUAACAUUCUCACAGUUAUCCUCUUUCCGAAGCUAUCUUCAUCAUCAAAUCAAUUCUAGGGUUCCAAGUAUGUCUAUGGUUGAAACUCUACAACCAACGACAACAGCAACGCCCCAGAUUAUUACAAGAAACCAUACAAAAGAGUUUUCAAAAUUGACUACUACUCUUCGCAGCUCUCAAUCAAGGAUUUCUCCAUUAAGAUCAUCGAGCUUGUCUUCUGUUUAUAUUCUCGGUAGAAGGAAUUUUGAAGGUUUUGAAUGUUGGGGAGGGAAUUUCUUAAAGAAACAGAGGAUCGAGAGAAGAAUUCAAAUUCAAGCAAGUACUGAUUCAAAUCAGAAAGAAAGUAACGAAGAUAAAUCAAAAGAGAAGAAAUCGUCAACUCCUCCUCCUCCUUCUGCAGCGUCUCCGCCGCAGAGGGGAAAACAAGGAGCGGGAGGAGGAGGUAAAGGAUGGAAAAAGACUUGGAAAUGGGAAUGGCAACCUAUAAUACAAGUACAAGAAAUUGGGAUAUUGUUAUUACAAUUAGGGAUUGUUAUAUUUGUAAUGAGAUUAUUAAGACCUAGUAUUCCAUUGCCUGGUUCUGAACCUAGGGUUUCAACUACUUUUGUUAGUGUACCUUAUAGUGAUUUCUUAAAUAAGAUUAAUAAUAAUCAAGUACAUAAAGUUGAAGUUGAUGGUGUUCAUAUUAUGUUUAAAUUGAAAACUGCUGAACAAGCAGGAAAGGUUAUUGAUAUUGGUGAAGUGGAUGGGAUUAAUAAGUUGCAAGAGUCUGAGGCGGUUUUGAGAAGUGUUACGCCUACGAUGAAACGUAUUGUUUAUACAACUACGCGCCCAAAUGAUAUAAAGACACCCUAUGAGAAAAUGGUUGAUAAUGAAGUUGAAUUUGGUUCUCCUGAUAAACGGUCUGGCGGGUUUUUCAAUUCUGCAUUGAUUGCAAUUUUCUAUGUUGCAGUACUUGCAGGGCUACUGCAUCGGUUUCCCGUUAACUUUUCUCAGAAUACAGCUGGGCAGCUGAGGAGUCGUAAAAAUGGGGGUUCUGGUGGAGCAAAAGUGGCUGAACACAGUGAAUCAAUCACAUUUGCUGACGUUGCGGGAGUUGAUGAGGCUAAGGAGGAGUUGGAAGAGAUUGUGGAAUUUCUUAGGAAUCCAGACAGGUAUACAAAACUUGGUGCUCGACCUCCACGUGGAGUUCUUUUGGUUGGUCUUCCUGGGACAGGUAAGACUCUUCUUGCAAAAGCGGUAGCUGGAGAAGCAGAUGUCCCCUUUAUAAGCUGUUCUGCCAGUGAAUUUGUUGAAUUAUAUGUUGGCAUGGGAGCAUCCCGUGUGCGGGAUCUCUUUGCAAGGGCUAAAAAGGAAGCACCGUCUAUAAUAUUUAUUGAUGAGAUAGAUGCUGUGGCAAAAAGUCGUGAUGGUCGAUUCCGAAUUGUCAGCAAUGACGAGCGAGAACAGACCUUGAACCAGUUGCUUACUGAGAUGGAUGGGUUCGACAGCAACUCUGCAGUUAUUGUCCUUGCGGCAACCAAUCGAGCAGAUGUCUUAGACCCUGCACUUCGUCGUCCGGGGAGAUUUGAUCGUGUUGUAAUGGUGGAAACCCCUGAUAGACUUGGAAGAGAAGCCAUUUUGAAAGUUCACGCAGAAAAAAAGGAACUUCCUUUAGGAGAUGAUGUCGAUCUUAGUGACAUUGCUUCCAUGACAACUGGUUUCACUGGGGCAGACCUUGGGAAUUUGGUGAACGAAGCUGCUCUGUUAGCUGGACGACUGAACAAAGUGCUUGUAGAGAAGGUUGACUUUAUCCAGGCAGUAGAACGUUCAUUAGCUGGAAUAGAGAAAAAAAAUGCAAAGUUGCAAGGAAAUGAGAAGGCUGUAGUUGCACGUCAUGAAGCGGGUCAUGCGGUUGUUGGAACUGCUGUUGCAAAAGUUUUAACUGGGCAACCACGUGUGGAGAAAUUAAGCAUCCUACCGAGGUCAGGAGGGGCAUUGGGCUUUACUUACACUCCUCCGACCAGUGAAGAUAGAUAUCUCCUCUUUAUCGAUGAACUACGAGGCCGUUUGGUCACUCUUCUUGGAGGGCGUGCAGCAGAAGAAUUUGUUUAUUCUGGCCGCGUAUCAACAGGUGCACUUGACGACAUAAGAAGGGCAACAGAUAUGGCAUACAAAGCAGUGGCCGAAUAUGGUCUUAAUGAGACAAUAGGCCCAAUAUCAAUAACAACGCUGUCCGCUGGAGGGAUGGAUGAUUCUGGAGGGUCUCCUUGGGGAAGAGAUCAGGGGUGUCUGGUGGAUCUUGUUCAAGGAGAGGUGAAAGCACUACUUCAAUCUGCUCUUGAAGUAGCGCUCUCCGUUGUCCGUGCCAAUCCUACUGUGUUGGAGGGUCUAGGCGCUUACUUAGAAGAAAAGGAGAAAGUUGAAGGGGAAGACCUGCAUGAAUGGUUGAAAUUGGUAGUUGCUCCAGAAGAGCUGACAGUUUUCCUUGAAGGCAAGCAGUCGCAGCCACAGUCUCUACUCCCACAACAGGCGACUUCGGGAUAACUGAAACUGCGGUAUCUAUCUUUCUCUCUUUUACUCAAACAAUUUGUCGAAAUCCCUACGAUAUGAGUUUAAAUUAUGGGCUUGGGUCUCUUUCAUGCCAUCCUCAUCUCAUACAUUAGGUCCCCUUACUUUUCUUAGUUUAGCCUAUGGAAUUUCACUGUAAAAAAUGUAACCUUUUUUUCCUUCACCAUUUGGGUUAGCUUCAAAUUAGGUUUAUUUAGUUAUACUCCACAUGAAAGAGGUGAGAUGUUGUAUGCUAGUGCCAUUUAUUGAAGUACGUCUUUAUGAAAUUGUAAAUUUGUUACAUACAUUAUUAUUACAUUCUUAACUCAAUACAAAGUUUCUACUUCUUGAUGAAA